AUGGUUGCCGUGCUUGGGUCGUCUGUUUUAGCCGCCGUCCGUAAUCGAGCCGAGAGAUAUGACCCCAUACAUUCCGAGUUUGCUAGAAAUUCUAUUGGUUGGGAAAUAGUUUGGAGAAAGGGCAAAGGGUCGACUCGAUCUACUAUAGAUCGAGUUGCUACUACCGAGCCAAGUCGAAGCAAUGUCUUCCAAGUAACCUCCACUCCAAAAUCGCACAUGAGAAUUGGUAAAGGGAACGCUAAGGAAAUACGGGGUGGUGCAUUAUGCGACAUCGAGGAGGGCCGUGGGUGGCUAGGCGGCCCCAUCUAUCGAGGUCGCUAG
Dovyalis caffra is the source of this 321-nucleotide messenger RNA. Lineage: Eukaryota; Viridiplantae; Streptophyta; Magnoliopsida; Malpighiales; Salicaceae. The record is from the annotation of a GenBank genome assembly.